AAUCAACGCACGGCUUGGUGAUGGUGCUAGGAUACUCGAGAGUGGUGGAGUGCCUUGUUGGCAUCGUGUCGCCGUGGAGCGCGGUCGCCUCGCUCGUGCUGCUGCCCUCGGCGGCUGAACGGCUCCCUUUCCCCUUCCGAGCGCUGGCACAAACCCCACAGCUGACCCUAGUCCUGGCCGGCGGCGGGUACGUGACCUUCCUGGUCCUGUUCCUGCCUCUGUACGCGGUCUCCUUCCUCGUGACGGCGACGGGCGCGUGGCUUGUCCUCCUCGGGACCGUGUACAUGGGCGGGAGGGGGCUGACGAGGACCAUCAGCUACCCGGGAGCCUCGAAGCAGAUUCAGAGGGACAUCGAGCUCGAGUACACCAAGCACGUCAGCAGCCGCCUGGUCUCGUUCGCGAACGCGCUGCGACUCUGGCUCCAACUGGUUCGCGAUGUGACGGUGGUGCCCUCGGCCAUGAGCCACUUCCGCGUGCUGCAUCAGGAGCUCCGCGACAGAUCGCGGGGGGGUGACGUGUGGGUGCUGACAAGGGCGCUGGAGGAGGUGAGCGACGGAGAGGUGCCGACGGGUGUUGAGCGAGGGAGGGAGGGAGAGGAGGCGGGGGGGCGGAUGAGGGGGGCCGGCGGCGCCGGUGAGGGGAGCGCUGCUGCUGCCGCGGCGGCGGCCGCGGGGGCCAACACGCUAGCCCCGUCGGCAUUGGCUGAGGCGGAGUCUCUCCUGGAGUGCCUGGCGGAGCUCAUGCCGACGCUGGAAGAGGCCUUCGGAUUGGCUGAUGAGCUCUCGCAAUGCAGCAGCACGCAAGACUUCGACCGAUCGAGGCAAACCUUGCUUGUUCCCGGCGUCCGGAACAACGACCGCAUCGCGGAGGUCUUCUCGCUGCUCGAGGCUCUCGCCACCAGGGUCAUGAAGCUCUCCCGACACCUCCGCUCCCGAAGUAAGAAGAAGAAGAAAAGAAACGCUGCCGCCGCCGCCGCGUCAAACCCAGCUGGCUCGGCUGUAGACGAGGAAGCCGGCGUCACCACCGCCGGCGCAGCGGGUGACGAUGACAGCAGCGACGACGACGACGAUGAUGGGGAGGGGGGGGGGGGCAUUCACACUGAGGAAACUGGCGGGGGGGGCGAGGGGGGAGCCGCAGCUGGGAACACCGGCGAGUCUAGGUUCCCGGGGGGAAUCGUGAAGAGCUGGUGGCGUGCUAGGUACCCGUACGAGGGGGCGGCGGGGUUCGGGCUCAUGCGCGAGGAGAUGCUCAUCAGGAGCAACGCUCGGCAGAUCUGGCUGGCAAUGUCGGACGGCACCCUCCUAGACUGCUGCUACUGCAAGGCGUACGGCGGAAGGGAAGGGACCGGCCGCAGCAGCAGCAGCAGCAGCGGCGGCGGUGAGGGGGUGGGGGGCGGUUUGCCGGCAGCGGCGGGGAGAUCGGGUAGCGGCGGCAGUGACGAUGGCGUCGGGGAGGGAGGUGAGCGGAGGAGCACGGGGUGCGUGCUCUUCUGCAACCCCAACGCGGGGUACUACGAGAGCAUGGUGUUGGCGGGCGAGGGUGGUCGCAAUUGGGUCUCGUUCUACACCUCCGUAGGGUGCGACGUGUUCCUUUUCAACUACCGGGGCUACGGGCGAUCAGGCGGGAAGGCUUCCCCGGCCAACAUCAACAAGGACGUGAGAGAGAUUGUGACUUACCUCCGCGAGAACGUGGGGGUGACGCGGCUGGCGGUCCAUGGGGAGAGCAUAGGGGGGGUCGCUGCGGCCAGCGUCGCAAGACACUCGCAGGUGGACCUACUCAUCCUGGACCGCUCGUUUUCGAGCCUCUCCGCCGUGGCCCAGAGGCUCAUGGGGGGCUGGACCAAGUGGGCGAUAUGGGGCUUCACAGGGUGGGACGCUCACGUGGCCGCUGACUACCUGGCAUGUCGCUGCUACAAGGCGAGGCUGGUCCUGGCGUGCGAUCCGGAGGACAUGAUCAUCGCCGACGCUUCCUCUACAAAGGCGGGCGUGUCGGUGAUGGUGGAGCUCGGUGCCGACGCGUCGGCUCUGGACGUUUACCAGCCUCCGAAAGCCUACAAGGUUGCCGACCACUUGAGAACCUGCCCCCCAGUGGAGCGCAUGACCCUGCCUCUCUACCCACAAGAACGCCUCUCGCCUGUGCAGAUCGCUCACUUCGCGGCAUGCCUAAGGUACAUAGCUCGCAAGGCGCCGCGCGUGGGACCGCCCAGCUCGGGAGACUCCGCGGCCGGAGCUAGGACAAGACGUGGCCGAAAUAGACGGGGGGACCUACCCAUGGCGGCGAUGGACUUCCAAGAGGUUGAGAUGGUGUCCAUUGGACAUGGGGGCGAUGAGCGUGGCCCAGGGGACGGGGCUAGCGGCGAGGAAGGGGACCCUUCGGGACCGGAUCCACUGUCGGAGGGCUCGUCGAUGGUGGACGUGUCACGCCCUCUGGGGGAGCUGUGGGUGUUGCUGGCUAGGGUCGACGGGCUCUGCGGCCGCAUGCUCGGACGGGCGGUUGCCAAGGGUUUCGACGACGUCCGCGCAUGGGUGUGCUGCCUAGUCGUGCUCGGGCCCGUCGUGCGCGCGGACGGCACGGGUCGGCAGGGGCAGGGGGGCACCACGGGAAGCUUGCCGUUGGAAUCGGCUUCUGAACGGUUGCAGACGCUUCUCAAGGAGCAUCCGGACGAGCUAGGUUCGGACCCGUUCGUGGCCUUCGUGUCCCAGAUGCUGGCGUACCUGGCGCAACGGCUGUCUAUGGAAGGAGGCGCGCCACCCCCGGCGGUACCGUUAGCGGCGUUAUCCUCGUCGUCCAUUUCCGGCACGAACUGCGGCAGCCUAUUGGGGUUUGCGCGAGAGGGGCAAGGCGGCUUCGAGAGGGGUAGCGGAGGCGUUGGCGGUGCUGCUGUCGUGCGGGGUGCUCCGGAAGAGCGUGGGCUCGCCGCGCUGGAGGGAGGGGUAUCAGGCACGGGACGGGCGUCGAAUGGUGGCGACGGAUGCUACGGCAUGGACCUUGUGGGAGGGGGCGACGGUAGCCAACUCCUGGGAGGCAGGGUGGCUUCGUCCUCUUCCCCGGCUUCGGCAAUGGUGGGCGGUGGCGGCAGCAGCGAGAGUGGUGGUGGUGACGGGUGCCUGUCUCUGGGGAGAGUGUUGCCGCUACGCUGCGGGCACAACAACUCCUACAGCGAUGGGGAGCGGCGCAUGCUGUUGGAGCACCUUGCGCUGGAAGGGUGGGUAGCUCCUGACCGCCGACCGCUGGAAGCAAUGCGGGCGUUGCAAUGAUGCGAAGGAGGCAUGUUUGUUUGCAACGUCUCGCGUUUUGGAAACGUGCUGCGUUUUGAUAAAGUGGAGGAUCAGCACAGCCCGAUGUUGGCAGUGUAAUAGUGGGAGUGGUGCCUGUGUAUUUGCCGCAUACUUGUAGCGACAAGGGUUUCGGCCGGCCUUUUGCCGGGCACACGGCGCUAUCCGGACUAGUAUGAGACAAUCUCGAAAGCUCUGUUUGUGUCGAGCGAAUACACCGGCCUUACGCAGGGCGAUCGGUCUUGUACUGUGUAGUAUAGCGCGCGCAGCGCCUACACGGGUGUUCCGCCUGCGUUUUUUUUUUUCCUCGCCAGCGGUGGCGACGAUGGCGGCGGUGGUAGGAACGGUGGUGAUGGUGAUUGAGGUACAGGGGCGGUUGGGUGGUGUCCUGUUGUUGUUGCCGACGGAAUCUUGUCGGCGACUGGUAACGGCUUGGACUUUAAAGCGGGGGAGGGAGAGCGAGGAAGUUCCACGCGACGUUUGUCGCUCGACUGCUCUACAUUAUACAAAAGCUGACUGCUGCUGGUGCUGCCGGUGGUUGGCGCUGUUUCGUGUACGGAACAUAUUUGCUUUUUUCGACAGCAUGCGUGUACGCCCUCCUCUCUGUUGUCACAGCUCGAAUCGACCGAACGUGCGCUGAUUGCACGCCAGUUGUAAUCUCUCUUGACUGUUUCAAAAUC
This is a messenger RNA of Ectocarpus sp. CCAP 1310/34, 3955 nucleotides long. The record is from the annotation of a GenBank genome assembly. NCBI's taxonomy places the organism in Eukaryota, Phaeophyceae, Ectocarpales, Ectocarpaceae.